Messenger RNA from Pseudogymnoascus destructans, 551 nucleotides. RefSeq lists its product as uncharacterized. The record is from RefSeq and is a predicted model, not a curated record. The transcript is spliced from 2 exons. Gene Ontology annotation, molecular function: RNA binding; RNA nuclease activity. Lineage: Eukaryota; Fungi; Ascomycota; Leotiomycetes; Thelebolales; Thelebolaceae. The coding region runs from base 1 to 465 and encodes 154 amino acids.
AUGAAGCUGGUAGGAUCCCCUUCUCAUCGUCAUCCACCAACAAUCCCUCAGUUCUAUCCUCAAUCUAUCAGCAUGUUCGGCCUCAAGUCCCUCCUCAGCGUCGCCCUCGUCUCGGCUGUCGCUGCCCUCCCCACCCUCGAGGUGCGCGCUGCCACCACCUGCGGCUCCACCUCCUACACUGCUUCCCAGGUCAGCGCUGCUGCCGCUGCCGCCUGCAACUACGUGAAGACCGGCACGACUGCUGGAAGCUCUACCUACCCCCACCAGUACAACAACUACGAGGGCUUCAACUUCGCUGUUGCCGGUCCUUGGCAGGAGUUCCCCAUCCUCAAAAGCGGUGUCUACACUGGAGGGAGCCCUGGGGCCGACCGUGUUGUCAUCAAUAAGUCUUGCGGACUUGCCGGUGCCAUCACCCACACUGGCGCUAGCGGAAACAACUUUGUCGGUUGCUCCGGAACGAACUAGAGGAUGCAUAUUGGGGAAGCAGGUCUUCUUGUACGGCUGUGUUCAAGUAUAUAAAAACAUAUCUUCCAAAAUGAAGAUAUUCUAAA